Aureobasidium musti is the source of this 528-nucleotide messenger RNA. The record is from the annotation of a GenBank genome assembly. Lineage: Eukaryota; Fungi; Ascomycota; Dothideomycetes; Dothideales; Saccotheciaceae.
AUGGCGCCAAUGACCCGCAACCAAAAGGACACAGACGAAGCUGCUCUGAUUCUGCUCCAAAUGGCAGACCCGCAUUGGGACUCACCCGACUAUGAAGAGGAGAUGACCCAGAAUAACGAGAUUGAGCAGCAAGCUCCUAAUCUCGCAGAACAGUCGACAGUUGAUGCAGUAGUUCCCGCCUCAGACAGUCAACUCGUCGUUGUCGACUCUACCAGUGCUUCGCAGUCCAGUCCAGCUCCCAGCACUGCCCCUUCCACAUCGACCUUCUCCGUCAAAGGCGCUUCCAUGGACGAAAUCGACGCACACCAGCGAACAAUUCAGCAGACGCGCGCCGCUCUGACUAAACAACAACGCAACUCUCUCAAGCUCAAGCCCUACCCUCACUACGACCUUGAGGGCAACGAGAUUGGCACCUUUUGGCAGACUAGAGCCGAACACCGUACGUUCCGCCAGACUCAGAGAAGAAGAGGUGCUAAGCUUGUUCGUGCUGGCACCACCAACGGAAGGAAGCUCCGUCGACAGAAUUGA